AUAUGGCCGUGGAGAACUUCACCCGGGAGUCGGGAGGAAACUCUCCCAACCAGAGCAGCUGUGAUGUGUUUGUUUACCAAAGGGCCGCGGUGGUCCUCUUCCCGGUCUUCUACUCCGUGGUCUUCGCCAUCAGUGCGUGCGGCAACAGCUUGGUGCUGUACGUUAUCUGCCAGAGGAAGCAGAAGUUCAACUCCACCUCCGUCUAUCUGGUCAACCUGGCGCUGUCCGACACCCUGUUCACCCUGGCGCUGCCCGGCAGAAUCACCUACUACAUCCGGCACUUCGACUGGCCUUUCGGUGACCUUCUCUGCAAAGUGACCACACUUCUCUUUUUCGCCAAUACAUACGCAGGUAUCGGCUUCAUGACGUGCAUCAGCCUGGACCGGUACCUGGCGAUGGUGCACCCGCACCGGCUGCAGGGCCUGCGCAGCGUGAAGGUGGUGCGCCGGGUCUGCUGCCUGGUCUGGGCCCUGGUGUCCCUGCAGAUCGCUCCCCUGCUGUUCCACAGCAUGCUGCACGAGCACCAGGGGAGGAGGACCUGCAUGGAGUACUUCAACUUUGAGGGCUCCCGCUUCACGCCGUACCUGCUGCUGCUGGCCUGCGCCGUCUCCUUCUGCUGCCCGCUGGCCGUCAUCCUGGGCUGCUACGCCAAGAUCAACCUGAAGCUCAGAGCCGCCGCCAAGCAGAACUCUGCCACUCACCGAUCGAGGAGGAGCCACAGGGCCAACACCAUCAUCCUCCUCAUCCUCCUGACCUUCAUCCUGUGCUUCAGUCCUUACCACAUCAACAUUAUGCAGUACAUGUCCAGAAAGAUUCACCACCAGCCGACCUGCGACGAGCAGAAGGCCUUCAAAGUGUCCUUGCAGAUUACAGUCUCGCUGAUGAACGUCAACUGCUGCUUGGACCCAGUCAUCUACUUCUUUGCCAUUAAGACGUACAAGAAGCGAGUGAUGAGCCUGUUUAAAGACUACCUCUACACUUCCGCCGCCUCCUCCAAGAUGACAGCUGAGAACAGCAGCAGCAACACCUGAGAGCGACCACAGCCGAGCUUCUGGGUCACACAUCCACGGAAAGUUCACCACAGCAGGCCUGCUUUUCCACGCUGAACUCAA
Molecule: messenger RNA, 1112 nt
Organism: Salarias fasciatus (jewelled blenny)
Lineage: Eukaryota; Metazoa; Chordata; Actinopteri; Blenniiformes; Blenniidae
Product: G-protein coupled receptor 183
Exons: 3
Coding region: 3-1031 (342 amino acids)
Biological process (GO): G protein-coupled receptor signaling pathway
Cellular component (GO): membrane
Molecular function (GO): G protein-coupled receptor activity; oxysterol binding
Source: RefSeq, a predicted model, not a curated record